Molecule: messenger RNA, 469 nt
Organism: Saccostrea echinata
Lineage: Eukaryota; Metazoa; Mollusca; Bivalvia; Ostreida; Ostreidae
Exons: 3
Coding region: 18-359 (113 amino acids)
Source: RefSeq, a predicted model, not a curated record
UCAACGUAUCAACAGCCAUGAUCCGAGCUCUUCUUCUCCUGGGGGUCUGUGUCUCCACAAUCUACUGUAGCGGAUAUCGACCGGGAUACAGAGGUGGAAAAAUCGGAGGUGGAGGAAUAGGGGGAGGAAUCGGAGGAGGAAUUGGUGGAAUCAUUGGAGGUAGAGGAAUUCCUAGUGGUCACAUCGGCGGCAGAAGUCAGUGGAGCCACCAGUCCUCCUGGCAGUCCGGUAGUCAUGGCGGUAUUAGUGGUGGUCAUGCUGGUGGCAUUAUUCCAGGAGGUUCCGGAGGAAUAAUCAGAGGUGGCCAUGGGGGUAGUGGAUGUGGACCUAACGGAUGUAAAAACUACGGACGUAAAUAGAUCGCUCUCAGGGAAACCUCUUAUUUACUUAUUUAUUUGAAUUUGAUGCCAGUAUUAUCUACGUAGUAAAUUGUUUUCUGUUAACUUCUCAAUAAAGUAUAUAAAAAGUC